AUGACCUCAGAGGGCCAAGCAGAAACAGACCGGGCAAACACACAGGUGAGGGCAAUCGAAAGCCCUGUGGUGCCACUUCUGUUGCUGCCGCACUACACUGAUCCUGGACCAGCCUCCUCAGAUCUCCACGGCUUAAGCCACCGUCUCCGCAGCAACACAUUUCCAGAUGCUUCUUUCAUAUGGAAAUCCCUCACCCAUGACUCAUUCAUCAGACACCCUCUUAACACCUGCUCCACUGACCCCCGUGUCUGGCAUGGACACAAGACAAAUGUCAUGGUCCAGUGGACAGAGAGAAACAUCAUGUACCAGAAGCUCGGCAAGAUGCUGAUGAAAAUGGAAAAAAGGUGCACCACAAAAUGAGGUCCUGCUUCCGACCACAACACACACACAGCUGCUGGGUUCUUCACACUUCUGGUGACUUUGGAGAUGCGAGAAACAAAGGUGUGAAACCUGCUUUAAUGAUAACGGUGAGGAAGAAUUCAUUGUGUCGCCAUGUUUGGGCAGUGAAAACACUCUCUGUGUCUCUGGUGUGCAAGGACACUGAUGACACUGAUGCUACUGAUGCUACUGUAGAUGAUGUUUGUUGACGUUCUGAAAUAUUGCUUCUCUCAACAAAGGCGGAGAUUGCGUGUUGUUAUCCUGACUCAAACCAAAAGCGAAGAAGUGGCAGCAGCGGAAGGGUUUCAUUUGUCACGCUGUGUGAUGAGUAAAGGCCGCGUGUAAAGAAUGGAGGUGGUUUCUACAGAAACCACUGAAACUUGCUGUUUAUCACAACCUGCUGCCUCUGCUGCUGUCAGGUCAGACCCACAUCAUGAUCUGCUCUGCUCUGCCCUUUACUACACUGAAAAAGAGAAGAGGUGGACGAGACUGCUUUAAGUUUCAUGCAAAUCCCCGUGAAGGAGUUCAGUCGGCAAACACGCAACACUUUACUUUUCAUCAUUCAGUCGUGCAGAUGACACUCAGUUUAAGGCUUUGUUGUGAAUCCAUUUUACUCCAUAUAAACUCCUACUGUAUUUAGCUAAAGAUGUUAACCCUGCACUCUAACUGGCUAAGUGAACAUGUUUAAGGACUGACAUCAGCCCUGAGCUCAGAGCUGUGUUGUGCCCACGUGUGCCGUCUCAGAGCUGCUGGCGUGGCUGCCGAUGCUCAAGUUUUGUUUCCUAUGACUCUACAUGGAACCUGCAGUGGUAUGUGAAUCUUACUGCAGAAGGUUAAUAUGUGACACCACUGGGCUGAGUCAACUCUUGUCCCUACUUGCUGGAGUUAAAAACGUCAGAGUGCAGAUUUGGUGUCAGCUUUCUGUACUCUUUAACGAUCAUGUUCCAGAGUUGAGAAAUGUUUUCCUUACAGAGCUACAGGUUGUUGUUUUGUUGUUUUUUUAAUGAAAGCAACCUCUCCUUUGUUAUUGUUCGCAUCUCUACACCCCUGCCCCCACCCCUGUCGUUGUGGUCUACUGAUGGAGCGUCUCAUCUCUCUGGUCUUGGCAGUUUCCCGCCUCAGACAUGGCGGACUUUGACCUUUUCAACAAGUGUACGCUCUCCUUCCUGCCACAUCCCCUCUGCGUGCGCUCUGGUUGAUGCUGACACCGUACUAAACA
This is a messenger RNA of Solea solea (common sole), 1597 nucleotides long. RefSeq names its product testis-expressed protein 33 (gene cimip4). The record is from RefSeq and is a predicted model, not a curated record. The coding region runs from base 1 to 360 and encodes 119 amino acids. Lineage: Eukaryota; Metazoa; Chordata; Actinopteri; Pleuronectiformes; Soleidae. The transcript has 4 exons.